This is a messenger RNA of Toxotes jaculatrix (banded archerfish), 2649 nucleotides long. Its product is annotated as CD81 antigen-like. Bases 115 to 834 code for a protein of 239 amino acids. Gene Ontology annotation, cellular component: membrane. The record is from RefSeq and is a predicted model, not a curated record. NCBI's taxonomy places the organism in Eukaryota, Metazoa, Chordata, Actinopteri, Toxotidae. The transcript is spliced from 8 exons.
CUGAAAUAAUCAGGACUCCCAUUUGAGACUCAGUCCGUCAUACGUCCUGAGACCCGGUCUGCCGUCGCCACCGUCUUGUGAACUCUGUGCUGUGUACAUCUCGUCUGAAGGACCAUGGGAGUCGAAGGUUGCACCAAAUGCAUCAAGUACAUGCUUUUCUUCUUCAACUUCAUCUUCUGGCUUGCAGGAGGUGUAAUCCUGGGUGUGGCCCUGUGGUUGAGACAUGACCCUCAGACAAGCAACCUGCUGGACCUCCAGUUUGAUGGAACCCAGGCCCCCAGCACCUUCUACAUCAGUGUCCACAUCUUGAUUGCUGUUGGGGCAGUGAUGAUGGUGGUCGGUUUCCUCGGGUGCUAUGGUGCCAUCCAGGAGUCCCAGUGUCUAUUAGGAACUUUCUUCGUCUGCCUGGUCAUCCUGUUCGCCUGUGAGGUUGCAGCUGGAAUCUGGGGCUUCAUGCACAAAGACACUGUGUCAAAGGAGAUGAUCAACUUCUAUGACUCUGUAUAUGACAAGGCCAUGACACAGAGCCUCACUGACCAGGACAAGAAAAAGGCUGCUGCAUCUGUCCUCAAGGUCUUCCAUGAGACGCUGAGCUGCUGUGGUAAAGGCCAGGGGACCUUUUUCCUGACACAGAUUACAGACACACUCGGCGUGACCGACCUCUGCCCCGCCAGCGGACAAAAAAUUAACUGCCACACCAGGAUCCAGGAAUUGUUCUCAGAUAAGAUUUAUCUGAUUGGUAUCGCCGCUCUGGUGGUUGCAGUGAUUAUGAUCUUUGAGAUGAUCUUCAGCAUGGUGUUGUGCUGCGGGAUCCGCAACAGUCCAGUGUACUAAAGCCACGGGGCUGCCAGCAUACUUGCCAAUGAAGGAAGGACGAGUGCAGUCUGUCUCAUUCAUUUUCUUUUCUUUUAUAAGCAGGAAACGUCACAUAUAUUGCUUGCUGGAUUUAGUCAGCUCGUUGAGAAGACAACGUAAACCCUCCUCCAUUGUGCAUUUUAAUUACACUGUCAAAUGAUUUUUUUGUUAGUCACAGAUGCUGUUAUGCAUAUUUGACCAGUACUAUCCUAACCUGAAAUGUAUUAUAUCACACUGUCACACAUGAAUUACUUUCACCAGUCCUGGUGCUCUAAUCCUCUAGGGAUUCAUUAGUUGUUUACUGCCUCCUUGCCUAUGAACAUGCCCUUAUAUUCUUGGUUUUAUGGAUGUUUUUUCACUGUUGUAUGUAUAAACUGUAUAUAAAUAUGUAUAUUAACAGUGCUUUAUGACUGCAUGAGCAUGGAUAUUACAGUAAAUUCCUCUCCUGUAUUCUUCCUGCACCCCCCGCUCACUUGUCUUGCCCUGUACUGAACCAGGUGAUGGUGUGUAAGAGCAGCACUAGUUAAGCACGCGUGUUGGUCUCACCACGCCACGCAUAGAGGUGAACAUGCACCGACACACUUCCCUGUCCUUCAGAUCAUUGUCUUGGUUCACAUCCACAUCAAAAGUAAAAUGAGAGGAUCAAUACCACUCUCAUUAGUCUUUAGGCUAAUAAAUGAAGCUGGAGCCAGCAGGUGAUUAGCUUAGCUUAGCAUAAAGACGGGAAGGAAGGGGAAGUGUGUGCUGGAAGCAUUUUUCUCCAGGUGCAGUGACGUCUGGAGUCUUGUUACUAUGUGUUUUCCAGACAAUCAGUGGAAACUCACACCUGGACAAAAAAAAGGGAGUUCCAGCAUGUCACGCCCCUUAACUGGAACUCAUAAUUAAUACCAACCCAAGUCGUAUUCAAAUCUCACAGAAUUACAUUUGUGCGUUUCACAAAUUGGUGAUGCUUUUCAGGGCUGUUGUAUUAAACUAGAUGUUAGUGUUCAUGCUUUUGUGUCUGCUGCCUUUGAAUUUCCUUUCUGAUAGUCUCAGACUAACUGCAGUGGUAAUAUUUGUAGUAGUAGAGGGCAGCGCAGCCACGUUGAUGCCAAUCAGUCUUACCCGCCUGCUGAAGUUCCACCUGGCAACUGAACGUGCUGAUUGUUUAGUCGAGUGGGCUUUUUAUUCCACCGCCAAGGCUUGAAAACAUUUGGUCCUGAAGUCUGUUCCAUCUGCCACUAACACAUAACUGCACCGCAACGCAUCAUAAACACACACUCGCAUAAAAUCGUGUCAUCUUGUGUAACCUUCCAUAUUAUCACAGUGUUCGUCAACCAACUAAAACGUUGUCUUGUUAACAUCUCAUACCUAAACUGAGAAACAGUAAAAGUGUCUUGUAAUAUUUACAGCUCUGACGUACUAAUGAAAAUAAUGAAGGCUGUAAAGAGACAAUGUAUGCCUUUUUUUCUCUUUGUAUUGUGAUAUCUUUGUCUGGUACGUUGUCAAAGGAGUCUGAACAGAAAGGGUGGAAGAUUUUGUGGCAGUGCAGACUGAGAGGACGUCCAACCCUCCAUACAUCAGAUAGUUUCUCCCUAGAAGUCAUUGAAAAAAAUGAUUGUAUGGACCGGUUGGUCCAGUCUUCCCCACUGAUGAGGGCACUAGCUGUGUUUCUCAGUACUGUCCAUGUUGCUGCCUUUUAAAUUUGGUAUCUGACACUCAGGUCCCACUGCCACUUAAAUCUCAACCUCUCUCUACUCUUGUAGACUUUGGUUUGCCCAUAUAUAAAGGGAUUAAAUGUAUUUUACAAAUAAA